Molecule: messenger RNA, 3413 nt
Organism: Ixodes scapularis (black-legged tick)
Lineage: Eukaryota; Metazoa; Arthropoda; Arachnida; Ixodida; Ixodidae
Product: valine--tRNA ligase
Exons: 26
Coding region: 208-3357 (1049 amino acids)
Biological process (GO): valyl-tRNA aminoacylation
Cellular component (GO): cytosol
Molecular function (GO): valine-tRNA ligase activity; ATP binding; aminoacyl-tRNA deacylase activity
Source: RefSeq, a predicted model, not a curated record
CUUUAAUCAGUCGCUCCGGUUACGUCAAGCGGCGUGCGUGAACUGUGGAAAGAGUGGAAAGGAGAGCGUGCGUGUGUGAAGCUGUGUGGGUUGUCAGCAGUCACUGGCUCUUUUCGGGCUCAUUACCUGUCAUUACUUCCUACGUAACUCAUUAAUCGUCCGUGCGACGGCACCGAUCGCUGUCACGACGCCGUGAAGCCAGCGAGGAUGCCUCAGGCGACCGACGAGAACGGCAGCUCGGCUGCCCAGGGCGACGAGCCUGUGCAGAAGAGCGCCGUCCAGCUCAAGAAAGAGGCCAAGAAGAAAGAAAAGCUCGAGAAGUUCAAGCAGAAGCAGGAGAAACUCCAGACGCAGCAGCCCAAGGCGGAGAAAAAGCCAAAAGAGAAGAAAGAAAAGGAGGUUAUUGUUUAUGACAAGCCCACUGCACCUGGAGAGAAGAAAGACACUUCAGGGCCCAUGCCAGAUGCGUACAGUCCCCAGUACGUCGAGGCCGCCUGGCACGCUUGGUGGGAGAAGAGCCAGUUCUUCAAGCCAGAGUAUGGGGGUAGGGAUCCGAUGGCGCCCAACCCCAAGGGACGCUUUGUCAUGGUCAUCCCACCUCCCAACGUCACGGGCAGCUUGCACCUGGGGCACGCCCUCACCGUUGCCGUGGAAGACUGCGUCACACGAUGGCACCGCAUGAAGGGGCGGACGACGCUCUGGAACCCUGGCUGCGACCACGCGGGCAUCGCAACACAAGUGGUCGUGGAGAAGAAGCUGUGGCGGGAGACCGGCAAGACGCGCCACGACGUCGGCAGGGAGGCCUUCGUCCAGGAGGUCUGGAAGUGGAAGAACGAGAAGGGAGACCGGAUCUAUGAGCAGCUGCGUCUGCUGGGUUGUUCCGCGGACUUUGACCGAGCCACCUUCACCAUGGAUCCCAAAAUGACCAAGGCAGUCACGGAAGCCUUUGUGAGGCUCCACGAGGAAGGCCUGGUGUACCGCUGCAAUCGCCUUAUCAACUGGUCGUGCACCUUGCGGUCGGCCAUCUCGGACAUUGAGGUGGAUAAAAAGGAGCUGCCAGGUCGCACCCUCCUUCCCGUGCCAGGCUACAAGGAGAAAGUGGAGUUUGGCGUCCUCGUCUCCUUCGCUUAUCCCGUGGAAGGCUCUGACGAAGAGGUGGUUGUGGCCACCACUCGGAUCGAGACGAUGCUGGGUGACACUGCGGUGGCCGUCCACCCCAAGGACCCCCGGUACACCCACCUGCACGGCAAGUACGUGGUCCACCCCUUCUGCGACCGGAAAAUCCCCAUCGUGUGCGACGACUUCGUCGACAUGGAGUUUGGCACAGGGGCCGUGAAGAUCACGCCCGCCCACGACCACAAUGACUACGAGGUGGGCAAAAGGCACAAGCUUCCCUUUAUCACCAUGAUAGACGACAACGGGAACAUCUGCGCGGGAUGCGGACAAUUCUCGGGCAUGAGGCGGUUUGAUGCCCGCAAGGCCGUGCUAGAGUCCCUGAAGGAGAGGGGCCUGUACAGGGACACCAAGGACAACCCCAUGGUAGUGCCCAUCUGCAGCCGUUCCAAAGACAUUGUGGAGCCACUGCCCAAAGUGCAGUGGUUCAUCGACUGCAACAACAUGGCUGCCCGAGCCGUGAAGGAUGUGAAGGAGGGCAACCUGAAGCUUAUACCCGAACAGCACGUCAAGAUUUGGAACUACUUCCUGGAGAACAUUCGGGAUUGGUGCAUCUCUCGGCAGCUCUGGUGGGGGCACAGGAUUCCCGCUUACUUUGUGGAAGUCGAGGGACAGCAGGCUCCCCCCGGAGCGGAGAGCAACAACGACUACUGGGUGAGCGGAAGGACGCAGGACGAAGCCGCAGAAAAAGCCGCCAAAAAGUUUGGCGUCUCCAAGGACAAGAUCAAGCUCACCCAAGACGAAGAUGUCCUGGACACCUGGUUCUCGUCUGCUCUGUUCCCUUUCUCUAUUUUUGGAUGGCCAGAUCAGACGGCAGAUCUUGCGGCCUUCUACCCGGGCACCUUUCUGGAGACUGGCCAUGACAUCCUCUUUUUCUGGGUGGCCAAGAUGGUCAUGCUGGGAAGCCACCUCAUGGGCCAGCUGCCCUUCACUGAGGUCCUGCUGCAUUCCAUUGUGAGGGACGCACACGGGAGAAAGAUGAGCAAGUCCCUGGGAAAUGUGAUCGACCCCAUUGACGUCAUUCGGGGGAUUUCACUGGAGGACUUGAACGAGCAACUGCUCAACUCCAACCUGGACCCGUCAGAAGUGGAGCGUGCCAAGCAGGGGCAGAAGGCGGACUAUCCCAGGGGAAUCCCGGAGUGCGGCACAGACGCGCUGCGCUUUGCCCUCUGUGCCUACAUGUCGCAAGGCCGUGACAUCAACAUGGACAUCAACCGCGUCGAGGGUUACCGGCAUUUCUGCAACAAGAUCUGGAAUGCCACCCGCUUUGCCCUUAUGUCCAUCGGAGAGGACUUUAAGCCCAAGGAAGUGGCAGCAGUCUCUGGGAAGGAGUCUCCGAUGGACCGCUGGAUCCUCUCUCGACUGGCGGCCGCCACGGAGACUUGCAAUGCGGGGCUGGAGGCCUACGACUUCCCCCAGGUCACCACCGCCAUCUACAGCUUCUGGCUGUACGAGCUGUGCGACGUCUACCUGGAAUCCCUGAAGCCUGUGUUUCAAGGCAGUGAUGCGGAGGCAAAGGUGGUCUCCUCGGAGGUGCUGCUGACGUGUCUGCAUGCUGGGCUGCGUCUGCUGCACCCCCUUAUGCCCUUCCUUACUGAGGAGCUCUACCAGCGGCUGCCGAGGCGGUCGGCUUCGCUGGCUCCCAGCAUCUGCGUCGACAGCUACCCCGAAGUGACGGAGUUUCCUCCAAGGGACGAGUCUCUGGAGAAAGGAAUCACGUUCAUGCAAGACUUUGUGCACAAGGUGCGCUCCCUCAGGGCUGACUACAACCUCACCAAAAACAAGGUUCACUUGUACGCCAAGUGCAGUGGCAGUGGGAAAGAGAUCAUCUCGUCCUUGGGUGGAGUGAUUGCCACCCUCACCUGCUCCUCCGAGGUGGAGCUGCUGGAAGACGGCGCUGCGGUACCGGCUGGCUGUGCCAUGACCACCAUUUCGGACUCCUGCCAAGCCUACCUCAUGCUCAAGGGAGUGGUAGACCCGGCCAAGGAGAUAGAGCGCAUGCAGCAGAAAGAGGAGAAGCUGCAAGCACAGCUGACGAAGUUGAGGGCGGCCAUGGCGGCAUCGGACUACUCCACCAAGGUGCCCCCCGCCGUGCAGGCAGCCAACGAUGAGAAGGUUCAGCAAGUUGAAGGAGAGCUAGCGAGGAUUGUGGAGUCUAUUUCUACCCUGAAGCUCAUGGACUGAAUACAAUGCUUGGAUCUCUACUCUGAUAAUAUAAACUAUAAAUUUUUUAACCUUCG